AUGACGGGCUGCGAGUAUGAGCGGCACCGUGAGGACACUUUUUUCAUCACGACGAGCGAAGACGAGCUUGUUGAGGCAGCUGCAGUGCUGUCAUCCCUUUCGCGUGAGAGCCAGCAGCUCCUGGGUACAGAUGCCGCCGCAGUUGUGGCGAAUGCCGCAAAAGAAGUUGCGUUCUACCACGAGAAUGCGGAGGAAAAUGGGGAAGCCGCAGCAUCCGAGCCUGUUAAAAGUGCAGGGCCCCAUUAUGCACACAAUGCCCUCACAGUUCUUUCGGCAGCUGGCAAAACUCCUGGCGGGAGCGAGACCAAGUUGAUCAAGAGCAGCACAUUAGUCGACGGGUGGUGCUUCAUCGAAGGAGCGCCUGCUGAGGAAAAGAAGAUCAAUCGAGGCACCACGGCUACGGAUUCUGUAGUCGCAUCUACUGCGCCGGAUAGUGAUAAAAAUGGCCAAGAAGAAGUCGUCCCACGGCCCGGCUACUACUUCAAUCCCUUCAGGUUUCGGCUUCGACGGAAUCUUCCUCGAGAAUUGAAAACACAUGUGGCACGGCGACAACGUCCUGCGGCUCGCCGCACUGUCCAUCACAUGCACUAUGACAACGCCGUCUUUUCGCACUUCGAGUACACGUACCGGAGCUGGGGCAAAGCGGGUUCGAGCCAGCCCGUCGGUUCAUACACUUUUGUCCGGAAAGAGCCCAUCGAGCCGCUGAUCGGCCACUUGCGGCAUCCAUUGGCAGGCUGCGAAAGUCUUUUGCCAAAUUUCGAAGAUGGGAGUGAAACAGAAGCAGGCAUAGAUGCGGAGACUAGUAGUUACCAGAAAGGCGGAGCAGCCGGCAUGGUCGAACCCGCUGCCAAACACACUGACAUUUCUUCUACAAAAGGGGACCCUACUAGCGCCUCGUUCCCCGAGGCGUUUUUCGUCCAGGAUCCGAGUUUUGUCUUGCCAGUUACUGCAGAUUCCGUCCUGCUCCCGCGAAAAAACUCGUCAGCGGCCGCUGGUUUGAAACUGUAUUUCGACUUUGGUGCUGGGCAGUACUCCGGCAACGUUUCUCGCACUUUCGCCUCGCUGGCGAGCACCUGGGAACGGAGCGGGAAUUUUGAAUUUGACGCCAUGGAAGGUUGGGAGCCCGGCUGCGGUGACCACGACGCCACGUAUGCCGCAGCGGCGAAAAUUAUAGAGCCGGAGUUGCAUUCUGACCGCGAAAGAGCACCUCUCGCCUCAUCGACUCCUUCUGUUCUUCCAGAAUCGCACGAAAUCGGCAGAAUAAAAACGCAGCGGGGCGGAGAAGGCGUGGAAAAGAAAAACGAUAAGAAAUCCGACAAAAAACCUUGGUUGCUUGGGGGAAAGAUGAAAGAACUCUUUCGAGACGAUUUUCUCUCAAGUCUGCCACCGCACCUCCGCGAUCGGAUGGACAUCGGCCUCACUUCGGUUGUGCUACACCAGUACCCGAUUGCGCAGUUUCCCGAGCGCAGACAUCAGUGGCUCCCUUCCCUGUUGCAAGCCAGAGGGCAGCAGCAUCCCUACCGGGGAGGAGGCAGAAGGCAAG
Messenger RNA from Amoebophrya sp. A120, 1543 nucleotides. The record is from the annotation of a GenBank genome assembly. Lineage: Eukaryota; Dinophyceae; Syndiniales; Amoebophryaceae.